This is a messenger RNA of Neoarius graeffei (lesser salmon catfish), 3739 nucleotides long. RefSeq names its product hyperpolarization activated cyclic nucleotide-gated potassium channel 4l (gene hcn4l). The transcript is spliced from 8 exons. The record is from RefSeq and is a predicted model, not a curated record. Gene Ontology annotation, molecular function: voltage-gated potassium channel activity. Gene Ontology annotation, cellular component: membrane. Lineage: Eukaryota; Metazoa; Chordata; Actinopteri; Siluriformes; Ariidae. Gene Ontology annotation, biological process: transmembrane transport; potassium ion transport. Bases 1 to 3516 code for a protein of 1171 amino acids.
AUGGACAGGUUGCAUUCUUCCAUGCGCAAGCGUCUGUACAGCUUGCCCCAUCAAAUCGGACAGAAAUCGGACGAGGGCGACGCGGACGCGCGGAGAAAGAGCGUCCGUAUGAAGUCGCUGGCGCCUUCAGUGUCUCCCGAGGCCGCGAGCGGUGAGCCAGACGCGCUCAGUGCGCUCAGAAGCAACGCAAACGGCGACUGCCGGAGGUUUAAAGGGAGCCUGUCGUCCGUCACCAGCCGCCACGGAGCGGACGCCGAAGCGCACGAGCAGAAGCGCCUCAUCGUCGAAGAAGACGACGAUGGUGGCGAAGACGGACUUCCAGAGGAAGAUGGAGUGGCGGAGGAGGGCGCGCGCGGCGGCGCUGCUGGUUGCGCGGAGAGCCAGAGCGCGGCCUCCGAUGAGCACGCGACUUUCAUUAAGUUGGAGGGCAUCGAGCAGAUGGCGCCCGACGAAGAGCGCCUCUAUCAGGGAGGGUUCGUACACCGGCAACUGGGCGCCAUGCUGCAGCCCGGAGUCAACAAGUUCUCUCUGCGCAUGUUUGGUAGCGAGAAGGCAGUGGAGCGCGAGCAAGAGCGAGUCAAAUCGGCCGGGUCGUGGAUCAUUCACCCGUACAGCGACUUCAGAUUCUACUGGGACCUGAUAAUGCUGCUUUUGAUGGUGGGAAAUCUGAUCAUCAUUCCAGUGGGCAUCACAUUCUUCAAAGAUGAACAUACACCAGCCUGGAUUGUUUUCAACGUGGUCUCUGAUACCUUCUUUUUAGUGGAUCUAGUCCUGAACUUCCGGACUGGCAUUGUGAAGGAGGACAGCACAGCGAUCAUCCUGGAUCCACAGCAGAUAAAGGUGAGGUACCUGCGCAGCUGGUUUGCCGUAGACUUCCUCUCCUCCAUCCCUGUGGAUUAUAUCUUCCUUAUCGUUGAGACACGGAUUGACUCAGACUUCUACAAGACGGCCAGAGCUUUGAGGAUCGUUCGCUUUACUAAGAUUCUGAGUUUGCUCAGGUUACUGCGACUGUCCCGGCUCAUCAGAUACAUUCAUCAGUGGGAGGAGAUUUUCCACAUGACCUAUGACCUGGCUAGUGCUAUGGUGCGUAUAGUGAACUUGAUUGGUAUGAUGCUGUUGCUGUGCCACUGGGAUGGCUGUCUGCAGUUUCUUGUGCCCAUGCUCCAGGACUUUCCUGCCGACUGCUGGGUCUCCAAAAACAAAAUGGUGAAUGAUACUUGGGGUCAGCAGUACUCCUACGCUCUGUUUAAGGCGAUGAGCCACAUGCUCUGUAUUGGGUAUGGCAUGUACCCACCCGUGGGCAUGACAGACGUGUGGCUGACCAUCCUCAGCAUGAUUGUGGGUGCCACCUGCUAUGCCAUGUUUGUAGGUCAUGCCACUGCCCUUAUUCAAUCACUAGACUCAUCUCGAAGGCAAUACCAGGAGAAGUAUAAGCAAGUGGAGCAGUACAUGUCCUUCCACAAGCUUCCUGCUGACAUGCGCCAAAGGAUCCAUGACUACUAUGAACACCGUUAUCAGGGCAAGAUGUUUGAUGAAGAGAGCAUUCUUGGAGAGCUGAAUGAGCCACUCCGAGAGGAGAUCAUCAGUUUCAACUGUAGAAAGCUGGUGGCCACCAUGCCCUUGUUUGCUAAUGCGGAUCCCAACUUUGUAACCUCCAUGCUUACCAAGUUACGCUUUGAAGUCUUCCAGCCUGGUGACUACAUCAUUCGAGAAGGCACCAUAGGAAAGAAAAUGUAUUUUAUCCAACAUGGGGUGCUAACAGUUCUGACGAAGGGCAGUAAAGAAACAAAGAUUUCAGAUGGGUCUUACUUUGGAGAGAUCUGUUUGCUGACUCGGGGCAGAAGAACAGCCAGUGUGAGAGCAGAGACAUACUGCCGUCUAUACUCUCUAUCUGUGGACAACUUUAAUGAAGUGUUGGAAGAGUAUCCAAUGAUGCGUCGGGCUUUUGAGACAGUAGCCCUUGAUCGUCUAGACCGCAUUGGAAAGAGAAACUCUGUUCUCCAGCACAAAGUGCAGCGAGAUCUCAACUCAGGUGUGCUGAACUUUCAGGAGAAUGAAAUCAUCCAGCAGAUUGUACAGCAUGAUCGGGACAUGGCUCACUGUGCUCACUUAAUGCAGACCCGUUCACCAGGUCCUCACACAACCCCACCUAAUUCCUCUCACACUCCAGUUAUCUGGGCUCCUCUCAUCCAGGCUCCACUCCAAGCUGCUGCAGCCACUACUUCAGUGGCCAUUGCCCUUACCCGCCACCCACAUCUGCCCCAUACACUUUUCCGGCCUCCGGUACCAAUGUUGGGUUCACUGAAAGACCCACCAGGCCAUUUUAAAAGGUUUCCAGUGGUUUCUGGUGCAUUGGGUACUACACUGGGUAGUUCAUCCUCUGGAGCAAGUUCUCAGCUUGGCUCUGGAGUGGAGACCCCUAUUUUGGAUUCACUUAGAACCAAGAGUUCUGCAACAUCUUCCUCGCCUCCUUUGCCUUCUGCCUCCAGUUCUUUACCAUCUUCCACAACAACCACCAUCACCACCAUGACAUCCAGCAUCAGUGAGGCCUCCACCUUCUCCCAAAGACCUCUCAGCACCUGUGGUUCUGGAUUCCCCAGUGUGGCUCAGCUCCAUCCCCAACCUCAGCUUCCGCAUGCUUCCUUCUCUAGCAUUACUGCUCCACUGCCUGGCUUCUUCCAACAAAGGGCAGUAGGAAGAGACCUGGCUCAAUUUGCCAUUCCCUCUGCCUCUACUAUUACUCCUUUAAUAGCCCACUCCAUUAGCCCUAUACUAACACAACUGCAGUCCACUCAGCCCAAACCUCUUCAUGCUAAGUGCAGUCAGGAGGUGAGUAAACCAGUUAGGACCACCACUCCAUCACCUUCUACUGGAUCCCCACUUUUCUCUUCAAAUCUUUUCGAGCCAACUGUCCCAAAUCCCCAGACUCAGGAUCCUCAGAGCAGUGAUCAUCUCGUACAGCUCUCACAUGAACCAUCUGCUCUGGCUUCAGUUACUCAGUAUGGCUCUGGAAAUGCUUCCCCUUGUACCACCCCACCAGCCUGGAGCCCUUCAUUCCAGAGUCCUAUGGUGCAAAAGAAGCGGACACCAAUUAAUAGCAAUCCCUCGAGUACCUCAGGAUCCCAAAGCUCUCUCCUGUCCCCUCAGACCCUUUGUCCUCUGCCUUCCCAGUCACAAGAGAGGGCAGGAUCUCUGGUUGAUCUCCCUUCUCAGGAUGUCAGCACUAUUUCCAUAUCGCUUCCUUCCCCACGACCCUUUGAGAGGCAUAAAUUAGUAAGACAAGGCCCACAUGUCCCAGAUCAGUCACAUCUGGUAUCAGUGUCUGGGUUCAGCCAUACUUCUUUCCCAACCCCUGUUACCAAACCUUAUAGUUCAAUACCCGGCCAUGUGGCCAUGUCAAGACAGACUUCCAAAGUGUCCCAAGCCCAGACUGGGUUUACUGGUGAUCCUGGGUCUCGAGAGAGUUCCAUUCCAGGGACACCAAGCUUGCACCCCAAACUCCCAUCAAACUUAUGAGAAUGAAUGGUGUCCUUGUCUAUUGUACAGACCAUGUUUUUAUCAAUGAAAAAUAUGUAUAAGAAAGUCACUUUUAUGGCUAAGGAGAUGUUUGUCUACCUGUAUUUAUAACCGUGCAGUGACUACUUCUCAACUCAUAAUGCCAAACGAAGGAAUAGAUAGGUGUCUGAUGAUUGAAUGAGAGUGUAUGUAAGUGUGGGUUUGUGACUGAAUGGUGUUUAAG